AUGCGGUAUGAAGCCUUUUUGAAUAACUAUGUCAUUCUGGCACUCGAGCAGCGUCAGUAUGUGGAUCAAAUCUGUGACCCUGGGUAUAUUCAAUGCUAUAACCGUAACUGCUUUAAACCCGCACAGAAGUGUGACGGAUUGGAUGAUUGUGGAGAUGGAACUGAUGAAGAAGAGUGCAACCUUCUUCCAGUGCUUCAACCUGAAUGUGGUACUCAGGCCUUCACACCGAAUACCGUUUUCGGUUCGGCUCCUGAUCGAAUGGUCGGAGGAGAGGCAGCAGUGCCCAAUAGCUGGCCAUGGCAAGUUUCCCUACAGCGCAUGGGCAGUGAACCCAACACGCAUUUCUGUGGAGGAACGCUCGUCAAUGCUCAGUGGGUUCUAACAGCCACUCACUGCGUUAAAUGGCGAUAUAAUCCUUGGGACUUCAAAAUUGUGUUGGGAGCUCACGGAAAAUUUACAAAAACUCCAUAUGAACAAAUUCGAUACAAUACCAAGGUCAUUGCCUAUCCUGAUCUUGAAGGAGAAUACAUUAGAGGAUACAAUUCUGCUGACGAUAUCAGUCUUAUAAAAUUGAACGCACCUGUCACUUUCAAUGAAGGAGUUCAGCCAGCUUGUUUACCCGAACUCGGAUAG
Argiope bruennichi is the source of this 633-nucleotide messenger RNA. RefSeq names its product chymotrypsin-like elastase family member 2A. The coding region runs from base 1 to 633 and encodes 210 amino acids. Lineage: Eukaryota; Metazoa; Arthropoda; Arachnida; Araneae; Araneidae. The transcript is spliced from 5 exons. Gene Ontology annotation, biological process: proteolysis. Gene Ontology annotation, molecular function: serine-type endopeptidase activity; protein binding. The record is from RefSeq and is a predicted model, not a curated record.